Messenger RNA from Ilex paraguariensis (yerba mate), 1429 nucleotides. The record is from the annotation of a GenBank genome assembly. Lineage: Eukaryota; Viridiplantae; Streptophyta; Magnoliopsida; Aquifoliales; Aquifoliaceae.
CUCUCUCUCUCUCUCUCUCCUAUUUUUCCCAAUUACACGGUUUGGUUGGUUUCUUGAUUCGUUGUUUGGUAAUUGUUGAAAUUAGGGAAAUGGGUUGGUGGGUUUAGUACCCAAAAGCUGAAUAUAAAGAAGAAGAGUGACAAAGAGAAGUACGAGAUUUAGUUUAGCUACUGUGGUCAUUCGUUUGAAUAAAAAUUUCACUCAUCCAUGGUUGUCUCAUAAAAAAUUAAAUUGGGCAAGAAACAGCUUCAAAAUCUAAGCGUUGUUGCGCAUAUAGAUAGAUGGCAAUGACUGGUGAAAACAAGGACAUCAAAAUUCCAGGCUCUUUGGGUUAUCACUCUCUGGAAACCCUAGAUCGUGGUUGUCAUCUUCCACAGCAAGACCAGCUGAUUCAACAACAGUCACAGCGAAGUUCAAACCCAGAAAGGUUCUCAGGCGCUGGAGUCAUCAGUACCGGUGCAACAAGUGCACCAAUUUCCGGCCGAUCUGAAUCAAAAACACCAUCCAGAGCGCCAUCAAAGUAUCGAGAAUGCCUCAAGAACCACGCGGCAAGCACAGGUGGGAAAGUCACCGACGGCUGUGGAGAGUUCAUGCCUGGCGGCGUGGAAGGAACGCUAGAAGCUUUGAAGUGCGACGCUUGUAACUGCCACCGCAACUUCCACCGUAAAGUAAUCAACAACGACGCCGUUUUGGUGCAUCCACUUCAGCUGACUCCACCAUUGCCACCUCCGUCAGUUAAUCACCAUAGGACAAUAUCACUGGGUACGCAAAGUAACCACUGGACUUCCAUUGUUCAACCUGUGAAAAUGGCAUUUGGGUUUGGUGGUGGAAGUGUAGCUACAGACUCAUCAAGUGAACAAGAGUUCAAUUUCAACCCGUUUCAGCCCAAUUCAGUGGCGCCGCCACCACCACCAUCGUCUGUUACGGCGAAGAAGCGGUUUCGGACAAAGUUCACUCGGGAGCAAAAAGAUAAGAUGUUGGAGUUUGCAGAGAAGGUGGGGUGGAGGAUUCCCAAGGAAGAUGAUCCUGCAGUCCAAAGGUUUUGUGCUGAAUUUGGGUUGAAGAGACAGGUUCUCAAGGUUUGGAUGCACAACAACAAGAAUUCCGUAAAGAAACAGCCGCAAGAACCAUUGGAGUCAAAUGCAGCUGAAUGAGUAGUUUAGUAGAUUGGUGAAUUUAUGUAUAGAGUUGAGAUGGAUUAGAGAACAUCAUCUGAAUGAAAAUCCUUUAGCUAGAUUUGACUAUGUUUUUAUAGGUUUUCUUACGGUCUUUGCUCAAGAACUUAAUGAAGGAUUGGCUUGGGUACGUCCAUUGGGAGUGGAGUGUCGCGAAUGUACGAAAUGUUUGUUUAAGUGACUUUUUUUCUGCAUGAAUCUAUGAGAAAGAAUGGAGGAUCAGACGUGAAAUAGAGUGAAUUCAUGUACAUCAG